Vigna angularis (adzuki bean) is the source of this 2216-nucleotide messenger RNA. Its product is annotated as cyclin-D1-1. The transcript has 6 exons. NCBI's taxonomy places the organism in Eukaryota, Viridiplantae, Streptophyta, Magnoliopsida, Fabales, Fabaceae. Gene Ontology annotation, molecular function: cyclin-dependent protein serine/threonine kinase regulator activity. Bases 158 to 1201 code for a protein of 347 amino acids. Gene Ontology annotation, biological process: regulation of cyclin-dependent protein serine/threonine kinase activity; mitotic cell cycle phase transition. Gene Ontology annotation, cellular component: cytoplasm; nucleus; cyclin-dependent protein kinase holoenzyme complex. The record is from RefSeq and is a predicted model, not a curated record.
UGAAACAAACAGACACACCCCCCAAACCAAUACAACAUCGUCUCUCUCAUUCAACAACCACACUCCCUCUCUCUCCCUCUCGCUUUCCGCAAAGUCACUUCUCCGGCGACAUCUCCGGUCAGGUUCCGGCAACCUCCCGCCAAUUCCACAUGGCUACAUGAUGAAGGGGGAACCACCGGCAGCGCUCCUCAUGUCGGUUUCCUGCAUCUCCGACUACGACCUCCUCUGCGCCGACGAAAGCUCCGGCAUCCUCUCCGGAGAGUCGCCGGAAUGUUCGUCCGAUGUAGACUCCACUUCCCCGCCGCCGUCGCCGCUACCUUCCUCAGAAGACUAUUCAAUCGCUAGUUUCAUCGAACACGAGCGCAACUUUGUCCCCGGAUUCGACUACCUCUCAAGGUACCAAUCUCGCACCCUCGACGCCGACGCCAGAGAGGAAUCCGUUGCAUGGAUUCUCAAGGUACAAGCGUAUUAUGGCUUUCAACCUCUAACGGCGUACCUUGCCGUCAACUAUAUGGAUCGGUUUAUGGAUUCUCGCGAUUUACCGCAAACAAAUGGGUGGCCUCUGCAACUUCUAUCUGUUGCAUGUUUGUCUUUGGCAGCAAAGAUGGAGGAACCUCUGGUUCCAUCUCUCUUGGACCUUCAGAUAGAAGGUGCAAAGUACUUAUUUGAGCCGAGAACAAUUCGUAGGAUGGAGCUACUUGUUCUGGGUGUUUUGGAUUGGAGGCUAAGAUCAGUAACCCCACUUUGUUUUCUCGCUUUCUUUGCGUGCAAAAUAGAUUCAACAGGAGCUUUUACCGGGUUCCUCAUUUCCCGGGCCACAGAAAUCAUCGUGGCUAAUAUCCAAGAGGCUGGCUUUCUUGCUUACAGGCCAUCAUGCAUUGCUGCCGCAGCCAUACUUUCCGCGGCUAAGGAAAUUCCUAAUUGGGCUGUCCUUAAGCCUGAGCAUGCUGAGUCAUGGUGCGAGGGACUAAGAAAAGAAAAAAUUAUUGGGUGCUACCAGUUGAUGCAAGAACUUGUGGUUAACAGUAACCGCAGAAAACUCCCUUUGGUGUUGCCGCAGUUGCGAGUAACAACUCGGACUCGAAUGAGGUCAAGUGUCUCAUCAUUCUCAUCGUCAUCCUCUUCAUCCUCUUUCUCCUUGUCUUGUAAGAGGAGGAAAUUAAAUAACUGUUUGUGGGUAGAUGACAAAAACUCCGAGUGAAGAGAAAAGUUUCACGAAUAAUAAAGAAGAGAAGAAAAAGAUGGAAUAAGGUGGGCCAGGUUGUGUAGAAACCUCAACAUUUUUUAGAGGGUUUUUGCUAUUAAAAAAUGACUUGAGUGAGGGUGUAGAUUAUUAUACUAAGUAUAUCUAUAUCGUAUGUACAAGAGUUUGAUGGGUUUGGAGAAUUUAUAAUUAUUAAUUUUUAUUUUAUGUGGGUGGCUUAUUAAUGAGUAUGCAGAAUUCCCUUGGGGAGAGGGAUUUUGCAUCAUGUGGGAAGUAACGAGAGAAGAGGAAACACUGAAACAGUGGUAGACGAAUUUAAUGUGAUCUGUUGUUGUAACUUGUGAGUGUGGAAGAAAGAAGUGAGUUGCGAGUUGGAAUUCAAAGUUUGCAUUAAUUAUAGGCGAAAGAGAUGACAGAUGAUGGAGUCAAAGCCGCAGACGUUGAGUACUAAAGUAGAGAGCAGGUAUAAAAACUUGGGUGAUUGAAAGUUGAAACUAAGAAGUUUGAUCUGUUCAUCGUGAUGUGGGAUUCAUAAGUCAAGCAAGCUUCAUUUCUUUGCUAGCAUAACUGCUUCUUCAACUUCCGCGUUACUUUGAUGGGUACCCUUGAACAGGGAAAACAAUUUAAGGGCAAUAAGUUGAACUCUGGCUACAAUUUGUAGACUUUUUAUGGCUACGGGCACCUAUGCAGACGGUUCUGCGGCGUGCCAAUCAAGUGUGAACGUGUGAUUUUCUUUUUCUUGGUUUCUUCUUUACGGGAGCAGUUGAUAUUUUUUUUCCUUUUUGGCCUUGAGCUUAGGCCUAACUAUACAGGACUCCAUGGCCUGGUGUCCGCGCGUGUGAUGGAGACACGUGUAUAUAUAGGUUAAACCUUGAAUUUUUUUAUUUGUUUUUCAAGGGAGGAGAACCCUCUUCACGUAGGGGUCUAAAAGGGUCUUUGGGGCCAUUUCCUGUGUGCUGUGUAUUGGAUUGAUUAAUAAAUGACUAUUAAUUUCAUAUAUUCCUUUCAUUUA